CUGCCGGAGCCUGGGCUCCCUCCUCUCGGCCGGCCCCGCCCAGGCGGCUGCCCGGGACCUGCCCGGCGCAGGGAACGGAAAGCCGGAAGGGGCAAGCCGAGUUCAGUUCACCAUGGGGCUGUUUGGGAAAACCCAGGAGAAGCCGCCGAAAGAGCUGGUCAAUGAAUGGUCAUUGAAGAUAAGAAAGGAAAUGAGAGUAGUUGACAGACAAAUAAGAGAUAUCCAAAGGGAAGAAGAAAAAGUGAAACGCUCCGUGAAAGAUGCUGCCAAGAAGGGCCAGAAGGAUGUCUGUGUGGUCCUGGCCAAGGAGAUGAUCCGGUCGAGGAAGGCCGUGAACAAGCUGUAUGCCUCCCGAGCGCACAUGAACUCGGUGCUCAUGGGGAUGAAAAACCAGCUCGCGGUUCUGCGAGUGGCUGGCUCCCUGCAAAAGAGCACAGAAGUGAUGAAAGCCAUGCAGAGUCUUGUGAAGAUCCCAGAAAUCCAGGCCACCAUGCGGGAGCUCUCCAAAGAGAUGAUGAAGGCUGGGAUCAUAGAAGAGAUGUUGGAGGACACUUUUGAAAGUAUGGAUGAUCAGGAGGACAUGGAAGAAGAAGCAGAAAUGGAAAUCGACAAGAUUCUGUUUGAAAUUACAGCAGGGGCUUUGGGAAAAGCACCCAGCAAGGUGACCGAUGCCCUUCCGGAGCCAGAACCCCCAGGGGCGAUGGCCGCCUCCGAAGAGGAGGAGGAGGAGGAGGAAGAGGCCCUGGAGGCCAUGCAGUCCCGGCUGGCCACGCUCCGCAGCUAGGAGCCGCCCAGCGAGCCCUCGCUCUGCCCCCGGCCACCCUCCGGGAGCACACGCACUCCUGCAGCCGCUGCCCGCUCGUGUGUCUCUUCUUGCACUACACCUCUGCCGUGAGGCAUCGCAUCUGGGGAAGGUUCUCUGCUCACAUCUGUCCACUCCCUGCAGAGGUUUGGGGCCUGUCGUAGAUCUCAAAGGGAGUAUUACUGUAAGACAUGGUGUAAUUAAAUGCAUUCUUUUCAGGGGUAUAAACAAAUAUCUUACUGGGAGGAGGGCAAAGAAUUCUGUCUUCUCACAAAGUAUUUCUGAGAACAGAGUUGAUUGCCCAAAUGUGGGAGACUAUACUUUUUUUUUUUUUCUGGAAAACACUAUAUAAAAGGAUUUUAAUAAAUUUCUGCUUUAACACUUGGU
Messenger RNA from Choloepus didactylus (southern two-toed sloth), 1189 nucleotides. RefSeq names its product charged multivesicular body protein 3 (gene CHMP3). Gene Ontology annotation, biological process: endosome transport via multivesicular body sorting pathway; late endosome to vacuole transport; protein transport. The transcript has 6 exons. Gene Ontology annotation, cellular component: ESCRT III complex; multivesicular body. The record is from RefSeq and is a predicted model, not a curated record. The coding region runs from base 113 to 784 and encodes 223 amino acids. NCBI's taxonomy places the organism in Eukaryota, Metazoa, Chordata, Mammalia, Pilosa, Megalonychidae.